Molecule: messenger RNA, 941 nt
Organism: Cygnus olor (mute swan)
Lineage: Eukaryota; Metazoa; Chordata; Aves; Anseriformes; Anatidae
Product: histone H2B 7-like
Exons: 1
Coding region: 110-490 (126 amino acids)
Cellular component (GO): nucleosome
Molecular function (GO): protein heterodimerization activity; DNA binding; structural constituent of chromatin
Source: RefSeq, a predicted model, not a curated record
CUGCUCUGCAUCGCGCCGCUAUAAGAGCGGCUGCGGCGGGCGGGUGCGGCACUGCGCUGCUGCGAGUGAGAGCGGGAGCGGUGCUGUUGGUGGGGAGAGCGUGAUCGCCAUGCCUGAGCCGGCCAAGUCUGCGCCCGCGCCCAAGAAGGGCUCCAAGAAAGCCGUCACCAAGACGCAGAAGAAGGGCGACAAGAAAAGAAAGAGAGCACGGAAGGAGAGCUACUCGAUCUACGUGUACAAGGUGCUGAAGCAGGUGCACCCCGACACGGGCAUCUCGUCCAAGGCCAUGGGCAUCAUGAACUCCUUCGUCAACGACAUCUUCGAGCGCAUCGCCGGCGAGGCGUCGCGCCUGGCGCACUACAACAAGCGCUCGACCAUCACCUCGCGGGAGAUCCAGACGGCCGUGCGGCUCCUGCUGCCCGGCGAGCUGGCCAAGCACGCCGUCUCCGAGGGCACCAAGGCGGUCACCAAGUACACCAGCUCUAAGUAGAGCGCUGCGGAUCCUGUUUUUAACCCAAAGGCUCUUUUCAGAGCCACCCAAGUUUUCACUGAAAGGGCUUUAAUUUCCAUUAAAUAUUACCAAGAGCAUGUUUUCUGAACUUAAAUACAUCUUCAAUAUGGAUGACUUAAUAGUCCUUGUGUUAUAGCUAUAAUUUUGUCUGCUGGUCCUGAUGCUUUGGUUGCACACAAAUUAAUUGCUUUCUAUGCCAUAGUCAUGACUUGAUUUUAGUAGCUUCUUUACCACCACCCUUUACUGUACUACUCUGGGCUACACUGUUAGUUACUUGUGGCAAUUCUUGUGCAUGUGUGAUACUGCUCAAUGAGCAUCCCUGGUGUGUGCAAGGGCAGAAAGGGAAAGUUGUGUCGAUGCUCAGUCCUUUGUUCUUGCUCCUGUAUCGGCUUUACUUUAGCAGUAACGUACAUAAGCAAAUAUACUUAAA